Ramularia collo-cygni is the source of this 399-nucleotide messenger RNA. RefSeq lists its product as uncharacterized. The transcript has 2 exons. The record is from RefSeq and is a predicted model, not a curated record. The coding region runs from base 1 to 399 and encodes 132 amino acids. Lineage: Eukaryota; Fungi; Ascomycota; Dothideomycetes; Mycosphaerellales; Mycosphaerellaceae.
AUGGCUGCAAUCGGCCCACAGGGCACUCUGGCUCCUCCGGUCCGUCUCGCAGACAAAAUUGCCGAGUGUGAGGAGCUGAAGAUGGAGAAUCGCACCCUCCGCGACUCCAACGACGAGUUUCGCCAAGAGAGAGACGAGGAGGAGGAGGAGGUGGAUCGCCUACGAGAGUUGAAGGAGGAGAAGGAGGCAGAGCACGCGGAGGAGAUCAAGAAGGCCCGUAGCGGCACCAAGUGGGCUCGCCGCGACCGCGACGGCGCCAAGAAGAGGUUGAAGGCCCUUCGGGCUGCCUCUCUGGCUGUCGCUGCUGCUGCUGAGCGUAGCACCGCUCCGCUUCCUCGUGAGCUGGUGGAGGCGUUGGAGAAAUUGGCGGUGGAGGCGGAGAAGGCGGGGUGGCCGUGA